AUGCCUCCCACGAUCCGCGAUCGGGGCUCAAAAGCCAAGUCGACCGACACCAAUGAUUCACCCACGGCCGAGAUAGACUACGAAGGUGUGCCGCUGAACCACUUUGAAUUCGGAGGUUCCCUCGGUACAUCUGCUCUGAUCAUCGGCUUCCCUCUGCUCAUGUGGUACAUGUUUGUCGGAGCCAAAUACUACAAUGGAAACGUGCCGCUCCCAUCCGACGACCAGACAUGGACCGAUUUCGUAUACCACUUGGCGAGUUUGGCAUAUACUGGCGCCUUCCCUACUCGCAAAGCCUGGAUCAUUUACUGGUCCUUCUUCGCCAUGGAGAUGGCCUUUUACUAUGUACUUCCUGGCGUUACUGGUCACGGCAAGCGAUUACGCCACGAGGGCGACAGACAGCUCAAAUACUUUUGCAAUGCCUAUGUCAGUUUCUACACCACGAUUCUGAUCGCAGCGGCACUACACAUUAGUGGUCUCUUUCCCUUGUACACAAUCAUCGACGAGUUUGGCCCAAUCAUGUCCGUGGCCAUUUUUUCGGGGUUUAUCAACAGCAUCGCUGUAUACAUCUCGGCAAUGGUUGGCCAGAGAACCCAUCGGCUUACUGGUUAUCCAAUCUACGACUUCUUCAUGGGCGCCGAGCUCAACCCCCGGAUCGGCAUCUUGGAUCUCAAAAUGUUUUACGAAGUACGCGUGCCGUGGUUCAUCCUGUUCUUGAUCAGCUCAGCCGCUGCGGUGAGGCAGUACGAGUCCUAUGGCUAUGUCUCCAAAGAAGUUGGUUUUAUUGUUGCCGCCCACUUCCUGUACGCUAAUGCGUGCGCCAAAGGCGAACACUUGAUCAUCACGAGCUGGGAUAUGUAUUUCGAAAAGUUGGGCUUUAUGCUUACAUUUUGGAACAUGGCCGGUGUGCCAUUCUCGUAUUGUCACUGCGCCUUGUACCUGGCCAACCAUGAUCCGUCAGAGUACCAAUGGUCUACGUUCCCAUUUGUUCUUCUUUUCAUUGGCUAUCUCUUCUUUUAUUGGGUGUGGGAUACUGCCAAUGGCCAAAAGAAUGGCUUCCGCCAAAUGGAGCGCGGACAGCUCCUCGACCGCAAGACUUGGCCGCGUCUUCCAUGGCUGGUUAUUCGCAACCCCAAGGCGAUUGAAACCACGACGGGCGAUCGUAUCAUGGUAGACGGCUGGUUUGGUAUUGUUAGGAAACCGCACUACACGGCCGACAUGUACUUUGCCAUUUCAUGGGCAUUGAUCACAGGUUUCAGAAGCCCAUUUCCGUGGUUCUAUCCUGUAUUUUUUUGCGUCAUGAUUAUCCACCGAACUUUAAGAGAUGUGGCAAAGUGCAGAAAUAAGUACGGCGAUGCAUGGAAGCAGUACGAGCAGGCUGUUCCCUAUCUAUACAUUCCUUAUGUUGUUUAA
This is a messenger RNA of Pestalotiopsis fici W106-1, 1410 nucleotides long. RefSeq lists its product as uncharacterized. The coding region runs from base 1 to 1410 and encodes 469 amino acids. The transcript has 4 exons. Lineage: Eukaryota; Fungi; Ascomycota; Sordariomycetes; Amphisphaeriales; Sporocadaceae. Gene Ontology annotation, biological process: ergosterol biosynthetic process. Gene Ontology annotation, molecular function: Delta24(24-1) sterol reductase activity. Gene Ontology annotation, cellular component: endoplasmic reticulum membrane. The record is from RefSeq and is a predicted model, not a curated record.